Dicentrarchus labrax (European seabass) is the source of this 4608-nucleotide messenger RNA. RefSeq names its product protein NLRC3. The transcript has 11 exons. Lineage: Eukaryota; Metazoa; Chordata; Actinopteri; Moronidae. Gene Ontology annotation, molecular function: protein binding. The record is from RefSeq and is a predicted model, not a curated record. The coding region runs from base 150 to 3533 and encodes 1127 amino acids.
GAACUGGUUUGUAAAUCUGUACCUGCAGCUUGGAGAAAAGAAACAGAUCAGUCACACACAGUAACCCUCAGAUGGAGAAUAAGAACUGUUUGCUACAGUGUUUUUCAGUCUGAUCUGGAUGUGAGUUUCUGGCAGGUGUUCACUCCACCAUGAAUGUGUCUGAGGAGAGUGAGGAUGGGGUCGGUACCUCUGAAGUGUUUAAGAAACACAACAGCCAGACUGGAGCUGAGAACCCAGUGAAGCAGGAGAGACCAAACUCACCUGUGCCCAGCUGUGUGUCCAUGAAGAGUGACCAGUCUAUGUUUGAGCCUGUUGUUUUCAAGGAUGGAGACCACUUGGACAAGCCAGUUCAAGUGAACCAGGAGAGACCAGACCCACCUGUACGCUUUAUGUCUAUGAGCAGUGACAAAUCUAGGGACGAGCCCAUUGAGUUCAAGGGGAAAGGGCCGAUUGUUGAGCCAAUAAGAGCUCACCGGAAGAGGUCAGUGGUUCUCUGUGAUCGAUCUGCCCAGAAGCAUCAAACAAACCUGGACUCCAUUUUUAUGCGGCUCGAAAAGAACAUGGUGAUUUUUGUAAAAAAUGAACUGAAAAACUUCAAGAAACUUCUGGCUCCAGAAGAUCCUGAAUGCUCUGAGAAGCAGCGAGAAGAUGAGGAAGUCGUGGGCGAUGAAGAACAGCAGAGAAACAGCAGCAGAGACGCAUUUCUGAAGAUCACACUGAACUUCCUGAGGAGAAUGAACCAGAAGCAGAUGGCUGACUCUCUGCAGAGCAAAACUCUUGCUGCAAAUUGCCAACGUAAACUAAAGUCUAACUUGAAGAGGAAGUUUCAGUGUUUGUUUGAGGGAAAUGCCAAAGCAGGAAACCCAACACUUCUGAAUCAGAUCUACACAGAGCUUUAUGUCACACAGGGAGAGAGUAGAGAGGUCAAUGACCAGCAUGAGGUCAGACAGAUAGAAGCAGCAUCACGAAAACCAUCAAGUUCAGAAACAACUAUCAGAUGUGAGGAUGUGUUUAAAACUUCACCUGACAGAGAAGAACCAGUGAGAACUCUGGUGACACAGGGAGUGGCUGGCAUUGGGAAAACAGUCUUAAUGCAGAAGUACAUCCUAGACUGGGCUGAAGACAAAGCCAACAACAAUAUACAGUUCAUCUUUCCAUUCACUUUCCGAGAGCUCAAUUUGCUGAGAGAGAAGAAGUACAGCUUGGUGGAGCUUCUUCAUCACUUCUUUACUGAAACCAAAAAAGCAGGAAUCAGCAGGUUUGAAGAGUUCCAGGUUGUGUUCAUGUUUGACGGUCUGGACGAGUGUCGCUUUCAUUUGGACUUCCACAACAGUGAGAUCCUGACUGAUAUUACAAAGUCGACUUCAGUCCAAGUGCUGCUGACAAACCUCAUCAGGGGGAAACUGCUUCCCUCUGCACGCCUCUGGAUAACCACACGACCUGCAGCAGCCAAUCAGAUCCCGCCUGAAUGCAUUGACAUGGUGACAGAUGUAAGAGGGUUCAGUGACCCACAGAAGGAGGAGUACUUCAGGAAGAGAUUCAGAAAUGAGGAGCAGGCCAACAGAAUCAUCUCCCACAUCGAGACAUCACGAAGCCUCCACAUCAUGUGCCACAUCCCAGUCUUCUGCUGGAUCAGUGCUGCAGUUCUUGAGAAUGUGUUGAAAACCAAAGAGAGAGGGGAGCUUCCCAAGACUCUGACUGAGAUGUACAUCAACUUCCUGGUGGUUCAGACCAAACAGGGGAAUAUGAAGUAUCACAGCAGUACGGUGACUGAUCCAGUCUGGAAUGCAGAAACCAAGAAGACCAUUCUCACUCUAGGAAAACUGGCUUUUGAGCAGCUGGAGAAAGGAAACCUGAUCUUCUAUGAAGAAGACCUGAAAGAGUGUGGCAUUGACAUAAAAGCUGCUUCAGUUUAUUCAGGACUAUUCACAGAGAUCUUAGACGAUAAGUUUGGGCUGAACCGUGACAAGGUGUUUUGCUUUGUCCAUAUGAGCAUUCAAGAGUUCCUUGCUGCACUCUAUGUCUUCCUGAUGUUCAUCAACACUGGUGUUGAUCUACUGAGAAGAGGCCCAUUCAACUCAGUGCGGCCUGCGUCACUACAUCCUAACUUCAAACACUUCUACCAUAGGGCAGUGGACAAGGCUUUACAGAGUCCAAAUGGACACAUGGACUUGUUUGUCCGCUUCCUCCUGGGUCUUUCACUGGAGACCAAUCAAACUCUCCUACGAGGCCUGCUGAAAACCACAGGAAGUACACCACAGGCCAAAGAGAUGCUGGUGCAGUACAUCAAGAACAAGAUCAGGGACAAUCCUUCUCCAGAGAGCAGCAUCAAUUUGUUCCACUGCCUGAAUGAGCUGAACGACCACUCUCUAGUGCAGGAGAUCCAACAGUACCUGAAAUCAGGAAGUGACCUUGAGAACAAGCUCUCUCCCUCUCAGUGGUCAGCACUCGUCUUCAUUUUAUUGUCAUCACAAAAAGAUCUAGAGAAGUUUGACCUGAAGAAAUUCUCUGCUUCAGAGGAGGGACUUCUGCGGUUGCUACCUGUGGUCAAAGCAUCCAAAACAUCUCUGUUGAGUGGCUGUAAACUCUCAUCGAGAAGCUGUGAAGCUCUGGUCUCAGUUUUGACCUCAAAGAACUCCAGCCUGAGAGAGCUUGACCUGAGUAACAAUGACCUGGAAGAUACAGGAGUAAUGCUGCUGUCAUCAGGACUCAAGAGUCCACACUGUAAACUGGAGAUACUGAGGCUGUCAGACUGUCAGGUCUCAGAGAAAGGAUGUAUUUUUCUGGUGUCUGCUCUGAACUCCAACCGCUCCCAUCUGAGAGAGCUGGACCUGAGCUUCAAUCAUCCAGGAGACUCAGGAGUGAAUCUGCUGUCCGCUGCAAAGGAUGACCCAAACUGCAAACUGGAAACUCUCAAGAUUGAUCAUUGCGGAGCGUGUCGACUAAAACCAUCACCCCUCAGGGAUUUCUGUGAGCUUCUACUGGACCCAAACACAGCAAACAGGAACCUCUUACUGUCUGAUGACAACAGACGAGUGAUGGUGGUGACAGAGAAGCAGCCGUAUCCUGAUCAUCCAGAGAGAUUUGACAACUGGACACAACUGCUGUGUAGCGAAGGUGUGACUGGACGCUGUUACUGGGAGGUAGAGUGGAAAGGAAGAGUUAAUAUAGGUGUGACAUACAGAGGAAUCAAGAGGAGAGGUGACAGUAAUGACUGCUGUCUUGGAUGGAAUGAUCAGUCCUGGAGUCUGAUGUGCUCUGCUCAGGGUUUCACUGCCUGGCACAAUAACAGACCAAAAGACAUAGCUACACAUCCACCCUCUGACUCUAAGAAGGUAGCAGUGUAUGUGGACUGGCCUGCUGGAACUGUGUCCUUCUACUGCCUUCCAUCCACUGUCUCUUGGAUUGAACAUAUCCACCUCCACACCUUCCACUCCACAUUCACCGAACCCCUCUACCCUGCAUUUGGAUUUGGACUAUCGAGUGAGUUUGUGGCUGGCUCCACACUCACUUUGUCACAAACUGAAGAUUGAAUGUUGUCUGCUGUGUAGAACAGUGGUUCCCAGAGUGCGUGUUGAGGCACCCUGGCUGUUUUAAAGAAGCCAUAUAAAAAUGGGUUUUCACUUUGCUUUAAUGUGUUAUGUAGAUUUGUUAGUUGUCUAAACAACACAGCAGUUGCCCGACUACAGUCAGUUCACAAUGCAGCAGCAAAACACUCACACACAUCACUCCAGUUCUGGCCAUCCACUAGAAUUCAAUUCAAGAUUAUUUUGAUUACUUUUAAAUCCAUACAUGACCUGGCUGCACUUUACACCUCUCAUCAAAAUCUGAUGAAAGUCCCUUCUCUGUCUUAGCUCCAAAGCUGUGCAACAAACUCCCCUGCAGUAUCAGGUCAGCUGAGUCAAUUUAAAAAGCUUUUAAAAACACACUUACAGACUGGCAUUUGUAUAAUGUUUAUAUUUCUCAAUAAUGUAUGAAUGAUAUUGAAUCUGCAGUUUGGCAGUUUUGGUUUGAAAAAUUAAUAAAUGUUGGCUCCGUGGCUGUAAUUCCUACUGUAAGAACAACUGACAUUGGACUGUAAAAGCUUGCCUUGCAACUUUUUGUGGAUAGUGGAAGGUAGCGGUCUGUAGGGAACUAUGCCAAUAAGUGCAAAAGACAUCUCAAGUACACAAAUACCUCUCUGAAGCAAAUAUAUUAAAUUGUAAUAUCAACUAAUAAAGAGAAAAGAAAAAUAAUCAAAACAUGAUGUUUUUUGUCUAAUUUUACUUUUGAAGAAAUACAUUUAACCUAUUAGCAUAUACCUCAAUCUUAUUUUUUGUUAAGUUUAAGUACAGUAUUUAUCUACAAAUCUGCACAGCAACAUAAAACUACUAACUUCUUUUACUUUGAGCAAAGUAUUUAAUACUUAAUAUUGAAACUGUUACAUAUCUUUACAGGUUGCAUGUGUAUAUUGUAUGUGUGGGGGUUGAGAAUCAGUUCAGCUUUUUUUUAAAUUUUGUAUAUUUAUGUGAUCACGUGCUUUGUGCUAUUAUCUUCUAUGUUUCACUGCUGCACAACCAAUUUCCAUUUAUGGACAAAUAAAAUAAAAUUAUUGAUUGAUUAACUAAA